Aureobasidium melanogenum CBS 110374 is the source of this 1119-nucleotide messenger RNA. Its product is annotated as aquaporin-like protein. The transcript has 4 exons. Lineage: Eukaryota; Fungi; Ascomycota; Dothideomycetes; Dothideales; Saccotheciaceae. Gene Ontology annotation, biological process: glycerol transmembrane transport; water transport. Gene Ontology annotation, cellular component: plasma membrane. Gene Ontology annotation, molecular function: glycerol channel activity; water channel activity. The record is from RefSeq and is a predicted model, not a curated record. The coding region runs from base 1 to 1119 and encodes 372 amino acids.
AUGUCAGACAAUAACAUGCACAGACUGCACACCAACGACCUUGAGUUGGGUGCAACAGAGGCUAUACAAAGACAUUACGAACGCCAUGUUGUCUCAACCAAGCCUGUAUCUCAACGCAAGCUUGACUAUGAGCGAGCACGACCAAGAUGGCUUCGUGAGAUGUUAGCCGAAGCCACUGGUGUCUUCUUUUAUGUUUACCCUGGUAUUGCUGCGACAGCUUCCUUCAUACUUAACAAAGAGGACGCUGCCUUUGGAAGUCUGCUUCAGGUUGGCUUUGCGUUCGGCUUUGGUAUUGCCUUUGCUAUCAUUACUUGUGCUUCAACAUCAGGAGGUCACUUCAAUCCUGCCAUGACGAUAUGCUUCGCUACUUGGCAAGGCUUCCCCUGGAAGAAGGUCCCGUACUACAUCCUCUCUCAAAUCUUUGGUGCUUUCAUGGCCGGUCUCUUUGUCUAUGGUCAAUACCACGAACAGAUCUCCGCGUUCGCAGCAGCGACCAAAGCUGCCGGCGAAGGAACUGUGUUCAAUGGUGGGCCAGCGAGCAUCUUCUGUUCUUUCCCAGGAGCCACUCAGACCAACCUCGGCUAUCUGUUCUUCAUUGAGUUCUUCGUCGAUUCAUAUAUUGGUCUUGUCAUCUGGGCUUGUCUCGACCCUGCCAAUCCCUUUGUAUCACCUCAGGUAGCUCCCUGGGCUAUCGGUCUGGUCUACAGUGUUAUGGUCUGGGGAUUCGCGGACAUCACGAUCAGUACCAACUUGGCUCGUGACCUGGGCACUCGUAUUGUCGCUGCCAUCUUCUUCGGCGGAGAGGCCUUCUCCUACCACAACUACUCAUGGAUUGCCAUUCUUGUUAACGUCCCUGCUACGUUAUUUGCAACAGCAUACUAUGAAAUGCUGAUUCGCGACAGCUUGCAGAAGAUUGGCAAGGGAGCCGCUUUCCAUGAAAAUGGCGAGGAAGGAUUGAACUUGCAUCUCGUCAAGAGCAACAUCAGUAGGCAGUCCCCCAUGAGCCCCAACAUGCAAAAGGUGUUCAGUCUGGGAUCCAACGGAUCGACAUUGAACUCUAACUCGAAAAUGGAGACUGGGUUCUCGCUCGCGGCUGAAACAGGCAGCAACCAUGUCUGA